AUGCUUUCAUUACAACCAAAAAUUCCAGAGGUUGGUAGUGAAUUUUCAACAGCAGAAAGCUUCAAGGAAGCUGCUCAACAGGGUGCUAAAGCAGCAGGUUUUGCCUUUAGUGUGUCAUCAUCAAAACUGUCAUGCAGUGAAAAAGAAACGAAAAAAAAAAUUAAAUCUAUCAAAUGCCAAAACUGCCCUGUUACUUUGUAUGCUGUUUUGAAUGAGAAUGCUGGAAUUUGGGUAGUGCGAUCUUAUAAAAAGCAGCAUAACUAUGAGCUUCUCCCUCCAUUACAAGUUUAUUAUCUUUAUCAACAUCAGCAGCUUAAUGCAGAACAAAAAAAGCUAGUUCAUAUAAUGCUUAAAAGUGGAGCAUUACUUCUUCAAAAAUUAGAAAAACGCAAUUAUAUACUUCGCCAUCUAUUAUCAAAAGACGGUUAUAUGAGAAAUCUGUUUUUUACUCAUAUUGAAGCUGCAUCUCAUACUGCUGUAUGUCCGGAAGAGCUUAUAGUAAAUGCAAACUAUAAAACAAAUCUAUACAAACUCCCUCUCAUUAAUGCUGUUGGUGUUAGUAAUAUUGGUAAUGCAAAAUCUCUAAACAUGUAUCAAAUUGCAAUAGCAUGGGUAGAAAAUGAAAAGAAAUAUACUUACGAAUGGUUUCUAAAUACUUUAAAGGAUGUAAUCUAUGAUGCAUAUUUUUGCUCUCCGGAAGUAUUGUUUCAGAUAGACUACGAUAAAUUAUUGUUGUUAGUUCAAAAAAUAGCCUAUGCUGAGGAGAUGAAUAUAGUCGAAGAAGCAUUUGAUGAG
This is a messenger RNA of Dentiscutata heterogama, 795 nucleotides long. NCBI's taxonomy places the organism in Eukaryota, Fungi, Glomeromycota, Glomeromycetes, Diversisporales, Gigasporaceae. The record is from the annotation of a GenBank genome assembly.